Syngnathus typhle (broad-nosed pipefish) is the source of this 3118-nucleotide messenger RNA. RefSeq names its product meiosis-specific nuclear structural 1 (gene mns1). Gene Ontology annotation, biological process: cilium organization. Gene Ontology annotation, cellular component: motile cilium. The coding region runs from base 807 to 2294 and encodes 495 amino acids. Lineage: Eukaryota; Metazoa; Chordata; Actinopteri; Syngnathiformes; Syngnathidae. The transcript is spliced from 11 exons. The record is from RefSeq and is a predicted model, not a curated record.
AUUUUUUGCAAACGUUAACAAACCCUGAAGUAAAAUCAACAUUUGCUGUCUUCACACUUGGAAUCUUUGCUGCUUCAUGAAAUGCCGACUUAAGAUCUUAACAUUGACCAUAUAAUUCUAUACUUUGGCCAUGAACCAAAAAAGUUACAGAUGCUGAAUUUAUACAUUGGUUUUGGUUCUUUUCCACAUUCCAAGAAAAAGUUUAACUCAAAUCUGAAGUUAAAAUAUAAAAAAAAAUGUAGCUGAAGAAGCAUGAUAAAUCUGAUGCACAACUGUUCUCAUAUAAUUUAUUAGUUAAAGUACUGUUUUCUUGAUAGUAUGGUUGUUUAAACUAGUGUGUGACACAUAACUACUAGUAGGCCCACGUAGUACUAGUAGUGUGAGGAAUAGCCAGUCUAUGCAUUUUAAACUAUAAAAUAAAUGCUCAAAUUGGUUCCAUGGGGCAAAUAAUAAACGACGCCACGCCCACAAAUACAAUCAUGAAAAAGCCUUGGUUCCAAACGAAAAUGAAUUUUAGUUAAAUUUUAAUUUUAGUAAUAAAAAUGUAUACGUGCAAUAUUUUGACACCAUUGUUGAAUGUAAUUUGGAGGUCUGGUUGUUUCAACGCGUAAUUUCGGACAGUCCGGAGUUACCGGAUGUGACGCAGUACCAACCAGCGGUUCCCAUGGAAACAUCCCCAAACAUUUGCAGAAACGUCGUCGAAACGCUUCAAACGAGUUGAAAGCUUUACUCCGACACGACUUCUCGAAGCAAAGGCGGCACCUGCCAAGUCCCUGGAACUGAACACUGCAUAAAAGACGUCAAAAAUGAAUCGUCACCUGUGCCGCAAUCAGCAGUAUCGGAUGGUGGCGCAACGGCGCGCCCUCGAAGAGCAGAAGCAUGUGGAUGCCCUGCGAAUAGACCGUGACCGGAAAAUGGUGGCAGCUAUACAGGAGGAGGACAAUGUGGACAAGAAAAGGUUCUUAAGGCAGGUGCAGGAGGAACAGAAAGAAAGAGAGAUGGAGAACAUCAUGUUGAAGGCCCACACUGAGAAAAUGCUGAGGGAGAAAAAAUAUCUCCAAGACGAGAAGCUGGCUAAGGAGCUGUCCCGCAUCAACAAUGAGAAGCUGAGAGAUGGCAAGAUCAGGCAGCAUAUUAGAGAGAACAGCAUUGAGCUCAGAGAAUUAGAGUCCAAGUUGAAGUUGGCCUACGUGAGCAAGGAGCAGGUGGCGCAGAUGGCAGAGCAUGAAGCUAUGAAGUUAGAGACAAUGCGUGAAGAGGCGGCGAUAGACGACAAGAUCAAGAUCCUGUAUGACAAGGCGACCGUUCAAGAGGAGGAGCAGGAGCAGAAGAAGCAAGAAGAACAGCUCCGCUACCAGCACGAGCUCAACCUGCAGCUUGUCGAGCGAGAGCAAAAGAGACAAGCGGCCUAUGACGACUUCCUCAAGGAGAAGUUCAUGGUGGAUGAGAUUGUGCGCAAGAUUUAUGAAGAGGAUCAGAUGGAGCUCCAGAAGAAGCUGGAGAGGGUGCACGCCACCCGGAAGCACAUCAAGGACUUCCAGAUACAGCGGAUCGAGUGGCAGCGUUUGGAGAAAGAAAGGAUGGAGGAAGAGAACAGACGCAUCAGGGAGUUUGCAAAAAGGCAGCAGAAGUCCCAGCAGGCCUGGAUGGACAAAGUCAAAGCACGAGAAGAUGCAAUACAGGCCCUCAGAGACACGCUCGCAGAGAAGAUGGCCAAUGAGAAUGCACGGCGUGACGAGAUGGACAGAAUUCGCCAGGAGCUUUGUCUCGAGGAACAAGAAGAAGCCUAUAGGAAGAAAGAGAUUGAAGACAUGGAGAAGAACAUCCGGCUGAGGCUGACGUUGCAGAGGACCUGCGAGGAGCAGAUGGCCAUGAAGGAGAUGCGUCGGCAGGCGGAGAAAGAAGAAGAGGAUAUUUUCCGGAAAACCAUCAUGGACAAGUUUGCGGAAGACGACCGCGUCGAGCAAAUGAACGCCCAAAAGCGGCGCAUGAAGAUGAUGGAGCACAAACGCGAAGCGGACAAGCUGCUGGAAGACAGACGACGGCAGCAGGAGAUCGACAAGGAUAUGCAGGCUCGAGAGGAGGCAAUUGAGCAAGAGAAGGCGGCCAUCUGCAGGCAGAUUAUCGAAGAGGAGAGGGUCAAGCUUCUCCAACGACACGCAACAAAACUUCUCGGACACCUACCUAGGGGUUUACUUCGUGAGGAUGACCUGAAGCACUUUGAUGAAGAAUUUAAGAAACAAUUGCAGACACGUCAAGCAGAGGACUCUGAAGACCAUGGUGGAGAUGAUUGAGUCAUUUUCAAGUCUUUUUCUUUUUUUUUUUUUUUUUUUAAUCCAUUUUAACUUUAACCGCAAACAAUCCUAUGGACUGAAUGUGAUCCCACUUUCACGCCGCAUCACAUGCAUGAUAUCUAACAUGAGAAGUGCUAAUGACAAGGUCAACAACGUAUUUACAAACAGUUAUACUGUGCAUAUUGGUGAAUGAAUAGUAUUCAGCGUCAAAAACAAGUGAAAUUGUUUAAUGGCAGUUUUUUUUAGAUACAACUCUUAGACUGGAUCUCAGUAGAUGGUAUACGUGUAUAUUUCAAAGAUGAAUAUUUUUCUUGCUGCAAAGUAACAGUAAAACCCAAACAAAAUCGGUCUCUUAUUUCAACUGAUGCCAAUUUUGAUCUUAGGCCUUAUCCACAAAGCUGAUGACCCCAGUUGCUUUUUUAACCACCCACUCUGAAAUGUCAUCAUCCAUCCGACGCAGUGUUCUGACUCUGAUGUAUAUGCAAGACUUGUCACAGCCGGUCUUGAAGGCUUGUGUGUGGUCAGGGAUAUCCACCUCUUGUCUCCUCUCACGGUCAAUCACAAAUCAAGUCUGAGCCUCGAAAUUAUUUCAACCUUUUGCACCCAUAAUUUCAUUUUCCUUUCCAAUUCAUCCUGUGGACAAUGUUUGACACUCCUGUUCAAAAUAUACACAUCCAAUUGAGUUCUGUGAGAGAUGGAAAAACACACAAGACCCGAGUGAAGGGGUUGACAUCAGUGGUUUUAAUGUUAAGUCGUAUUUUUUAUUCUAUCAUUCAAUAUGUCCCAAAACGACAUUGUGUUGAGAAAGGAUGUUAUAAAUACAU